Molecule: messenger RNA, 1013 nt
Organism: Argiope bruennichi
Lineage: Eukaryota; Metazoa; Arthropoda; Arachnida; Araneae; Araneidae
Exons: 5
Coding region: 115-831 (238 amino acids)
Source: RefSeq, a predicted model, not a curated record
UUUUUAAAACUUUGAUAAAGGGUCUAAUAAGAACAAGAUCUCAGUAAAAUUGUUAACAGUCAAAGCAGUUCUUUUAAUUUGUUCGAGAUAUUCAAGCGAUUUCUUUCUCUCAAAAUGGUGCUUUUGGCUUUGUUAUUUUCCUGUAUGAUUGCAGGUUCUCUCGCUUGUACUGAUGAUCACUGUAAAGAUCCAGACCUUGCAAACGAACUGUUGAAAGUACAAUUCUUGCCAAAUCGGGAGGAACUCAUUACUUUAUGUCCAAAAGUUAUCUCUUUCUUGGAAUGCGAAAAAGGAUUCUUUGAAUGCCCUGGAAAAACCCUCGAGGAGAUGGCAGUUUCUUCUGUUAAAGAAGAUGUAACAACAGCCAAAGCAAUGUUGGGUGCAAUGAGUCUGGUUCGUGACGUAUGUGACGAAGAUACAUCUUUUCAUAAUGAUUACCUUGGAAGUGUUGAAUGCUUCAGAGGCUUCUUUCCUGUCGCUGGAAAAAUGUGUCGACAAGACAUCGCAAAACCGAUUGAGGAAUUCUUUGAUCAAAUAUAUUCUAAUGAGGUUGAAGUCAAUGAAGAAGCUUACGCGGAAAUCCGUUGCUUGAGCGACGCACUAGAGUUGGCUUGCAUAAUUGAUAAUCUCGGGGACUCCUGCGGAGAUGUUGCCACGAAAACUGCUGUGACCGUUCUAGAAAGAAUGAAAGCUUUUUUGAAAGAAGGCAGCUGCAAUGACGUGGAAAAUGCUGCUGAUCUGAAAGCAAAAUUCUUGGAUUUCCUAGAUUUCGAAGAACCCAAAAGAAGCAGCGUUAAGGAAAUCUUCGAUUUUCUUAAGAAAAGGCGAUAAGUGAGACAUUAAGUAAGAUGCAAUGACAAAAGAAAGAAUGCAAUAUUAAUUUUUUGAAUUAUUAAAAGUUUAUUUCACAAAUUUUAAAGGCUGUAUUCAGAAAUUUAAUAAGAUGUUUGGAUGUUCUGAAUAAAAAGAUAUUUUUAAAUGUAAUAAAAACAAUAAAGAAAUUCGCAGUAAUA